UCUCUAGUUCUCUUCCAUCAAUAGAAUCACCCUCCUCCACCAUCUUCUACUUUAUUUAUUCAAACUUUUCAAGUCCUAAUCUAGUAAUCUUCCACCCCUUUUGCCUCAAAUCAACAUGAAGCACCAAAGAAUCCUCACAAUGUUCCUUCCAAAUCUACUAAUACUAGUAACUAUCCUAAUCCAUUCAACAACAUUGACCAUAGCACAAGAAGUUGAGGAUGAAAGUGAGUUUGAUUACAUAAAAGAGAGCAAAAAGGGUCCUUCACGUUGGGGAGAACUGAAAAAAGAAUGGGCAUCAUGUAAAAAUGGGAAAUUGCAAUCUCCAAUUGAUUUGUCAAGCCAUAGAGUGAGGAUUGUGACAAACUUAGGAAAGCUAAAGAAAUACUACAAGCCACAAAAUGCUACUAUCAAAAACAGAGGUCAUGAUAUUGAGGUGAAAUGGGAGGGAGAUGCAGGAUCAAUAAAUAUCAAUGGCACAGAGUUUUUUCUUCAUCAAUGCCACUGGCACUCACCUUCUGAACACACCAUCAAUGGCAGGAGAUAUGAUAUGGAGCUACACAUGGUUCAUGAAAGCCCAAAAAUAAACGGGAAGAGCAAGAUAGCUGUUAUUGGGCUUUUAUAUAAGAUUGGUCGACCUGAUCCUGUUCUUACCAAGUUAUCAAAAUACAUAAAAAGCAUGAUAGAUAAUGAAGCAGAAAGGAGCAUUGGGGUGAUUGAUCCAUCAGAUAUCAAGUUUGGUAGCAAGAAGUACUACAGAUAUAGAGGCUCCCUCACUGUCCCUCCUUGCACUGAAGGUGUCAUUUGGACUAUUAAUAAAAAGAUAAGAAGAGUGUCAAGAGACCAAAUGGAGUUACUAAGAGAGGCUGUCCACGAUCAUGCAGAGAAGAAUGCCAGACCUGUACAAUUCCUGAAUAGAAGAGAAAUACAACUCUAUGGCCCAAAAAGGAAGGAAUGAAUUUUACCAUGUCAUUUUUUUGCAGCAAUAUGAUGAUAUACAAUUUUUUAUUUCCUUGUUCCUAUAGAUAGUCUUGUUAUAUUUCAAGCAUAUUGUUUUAUGAUAUAUAUUCUCCUUUUUCCACAUUCAUUUUGUAUACUAAUGUUGGUUCGAUUAGAAGCACAUAUAUGAUUACAAUUACUUCUAAGGUUAUUUUGUCUCCCUUUAUUAAGUAAAUGUUAGUAAUUUUAACAGUUA
This is a messenger RNA of Cicer arietinum (chickpea), 1192 nucleotides long. Its product is annotated as alpha carbonic anhydrase 7-like. The record is from RefSeq and is a predicted model, not a curated record. NCBI's taxonomy places the organism in Eukaryota, Viridiplantae, Streptophyta, Magnoliopsida, Fabales, Fabaceae. Gene Ontology annotation, molecular function: carbonate dehydratase activity; zinc ion binding. Gene Ontology annotation, biological process: one-carbon metabolic process.